AUGUCCAAGUAUCAAGAAACUUUCAUAAACCCUCGAGGCCCCGGUGAUGCUCGGCCAACAGCCUUGCAAAUUGUGGAAGAUGAAGGUCUGAUCGACAAACUGAAUGACAAGGUCGCUUUCAUCACAGGCGCCAACCAGGGCAUCGGGCUUGAGACGGCACGGGCUCUUCACGCCACCGGCGCCACGGUCUUCCUCGGAGUCCGAGACCUGGAGAAGGGACAGCAGGCCGUGAACGAUAUCCUGUCGUCCAACUCGUCUCGCGGCGGCAAGCAAGAGGCUUUGCACCUCGUUGAGCUGUCUCUCGACUCGCUCGAAUCGGUCCGCUCAGCAGCUAAGGCCUUCCUAGCUAAGAGCCCCAACAGGCUUAACAUUCUCAUCCUCAACGCAGGCGUCAUGGCGCCGCCGCUGGGCCGGACGAAGGACGGCUUCGAGACGCAGCUCGGCGUCAACUACCUCAGCCACUUCCUGCUGUUCCAACUGCUCAAGCCCGCCCUACUGGCAAGUAGCACCGCGUCCUUCAACUCGCGCGUCGUCGCGCUGUCGUCGAUGGGCCACCGCGUCGGCGGGGUCCGCUUCGACGACCUCAACUUCGAGGCAGAGGGCUCGUACGACCCCUGGGCCGCCUACGGGCAGUCCAAGACGGCAGCCAUUUACUUGGUCGCCGAGGUGGAGCGGCGCUACGCGGCAAGGGGCCUGCAUGCGCUGGCCGUCAACCCGGGCGGCAUCUCGACCAACCUGGGCCAGUACCUCCCCGCCGAGUACCUCAAGCAGGCGGCCGAGGACAGGGAGUCCCAGCGGUACAUGAAGAGCCCGCAGCAGGGCGCCGCCACGACUGUCUGGGCGGCGAUCAGCAAGGCCCUGGAGGGGCGCGGUGCUCGCUUUCUGGCGAACUGCGCCGAGCAGGGCCCUGCGGAGCCGUCGACGUCGCCCUUGAGUAUGGUCGACUCGGGAUACGCGCCGUGGGCUUUUGAUGGGGAGAAGGCUGCGAGGUUGUGGAAGGCCUCGGUCGAGAUGGUUGGCGUGCAGGAUGACAGUGACUGA
Molecule: messenger RNA, 1041 nt
Organism: Phaeoacremonium minimum UCRPA7
Lineage: Eukaryota; Fungi; Ascomycota; Sordariomycetes; Togniniales; Togniniaceae
Product: putative ww domain-containing oxidoreductase protein
Exons: 1
Coding region: 1-1041 (346 amino acids)
Source: RefSeq, a predicted model, not a curated record